GUCGUGUAGUAUCGCAUCUUAAACCAUCGAAAUAUCAUACGGUACGAGAGAAAAUUGUGUUAUUGUGAUUGAAAACUUCAUCUCUUCAAGUUGGCAACAAAAUGCAGAGAAAUCUAACGCAAUCAAAGGAAGCAUUAUUAAAGUCAUACAACUCUCGAUUGAAAGAGGACAUCCGAAGCAUGCGUGAGAAUUUCGAGGAAAUCAUCCGCCUAGCGAAGGGAGAAAAUGAUACACAGCUAUCGAAGAUCACACAAUGCGAGCAGGAUACGUAUGAAACCCAAGUCCGCGCGGCCAAUAUCGUACGCGCUGGAGAAUCGCUCAUGAAGCUCGUGUCGGACAUCAAGCAAUAUCUUAUCCUUAACGACUUCCACUCUGUGAAUGAUGCUAUCUGCAGUAACUCUGCGCUCUACCGUAGCACCCAAAUCGACCGAGAUACCAAAUUGAUGGCCGUGCGAGACGACAUGGCAGCGGAUUUGUACGAUCUCGAGGAGGAAUACUACACUAGCAUCUACAAGUGAUCUUUUGAUAUUUAUUCUGAAUUUAUUUCAAUACAAAUAUACAUUAACACGUAAU
This is a messenger RNA of Anopheles coustani, 573 nucleotides long. RefSeq names its product mediator of RNA polymerase II transcription subunit 22 (gene MED22). The record is from RefSeq and is a predicted model, not a curated record. Lineage: Eukaryota; Metazoa; Arthropoda; Insecta; Diptera; Culicidae. Gene Ontology annotation, biological process: regulation of transcription by RNA polymerase II. Bases 102 to 518 code for a protein of 138 amino acids. Gene Ontology annotation, molecular function: transcription coregulator activity. The transcript is spliced from 2 exons. Gene Ontology annotation, cellular component: mediator complex.